Brassica rapa (field mustard) is the source of this 920-nucleotide messenger RNA. RefSeq names its product N-terminal acetyltransferase A complex catalytic subunit NAA10. NCBI's taxonomy places the organism in Eukaryota, Viridiplantae, Streptophyta, Magnoliopsida, Brassicales, Brassicaceae. Gene Ontology annotation, biological process: N-terminal protein amino acid acetylation. Gene Ontology annotation, cellular component: NatA complex. The record is from RefSeq and is a predicted model, not a curated record. Gene Ontology annotation, molecular function: protein-N-terminal-glutamate acetyltransferase activity; protein N-terminal-serine acetyltransferase activity.
CGUCACCAGAUUAAAUCCUCUCGAUACCACUAGACCAAAACCCUAAGCCCCCUUAGUGAAUCGAAUCGAGUCCGCAGCAGCAGCCAUGGUGUGCAUCAGGCGAGCGACGGUGGACGAUCUGCUCGCGAUGCAAGCCUGCAACCUCAUGUGCCUUCCCGAGAACUACCAGAUGAAGUACUACCUCUACCACAUCCUCUCUUGGCCUCAGCUUCUCUACGUCGCCGAGGACUACAACGGCCGCAUCGUCGGCUACGUCCUCGCCAAGAUGGAAGAGGAGAGCAACGAGUGCCACGGCCACAUCACUUCCCUCGCCGUUCUCCGCACUCACCGCAAGCUCGGUCUCGCCACUAAGCUCAUGACCGCCGCUCAAGCCGCCAUGGAACAGGUUUAUGGGGCAGAGUAUGUUUCAUUGCAUGUGAGGAGAAGUAACCGAGCAGCGUUCAAUCUCUACACUGAGACAUUAGGCUACCAGAUUAACGAUGUUGAAGCUAAGUAUUACGCUGAUGGAGAGGAUGCAUACGACAUGCGAAAGAAUCUCAAGGGUAAGCAGAUUCAUCACCACGCCAGCCACGGCCAUCAUCAUCACCAUGGAGGUGGGUGCUGUUCAGGCGAUGCUAAAGUUGUUGAAACAACUCAAGCUGAAGAUGCUAAAGCAACAAGUUCCAAGUGAGAAACUCAAAAGCAGGUGAAUCUGUGAGUAUAUUGGACUAGCUCUAAUACUGCUCAGUGUACUCCAUUCAUAUGAUUUUGUUGAGUGUCUAAAAUACAUUUUGGUAACCACUCUUGUGUUGUUUUUCUAUUCUCUUCUCAAUCUUUUCUAUGUAUCAAUGUUUCAGAAGUACCAACUUUGUUUUCCUUGAGGCUUUACAACUUUAGAUUGAAAUCUUCUAUUUGCAAGAUAAUACAUUUAGUUUACAAAA